Messenger RNA from Anolis carolinensis (green anole), 3235 nucleotides. RefSeq names its product WEE1 G2 checkpoint kinase (gene wee1). Gene Ontology annotation, molecular function: non-membrane spanning protein tyrosine kinase activity; ATP binding; magnesium ion binding. The transcript has 11 exons. Gene Ontology annotation, biological process: protein phosphorylation; mitotic cell cycle; negative regulation of G2/MI transition of meiotic cell cycle. Bases 207 to 2162 code for a protein of 651 amino acids. NCBI's taxonomy places the organism in Eukaryota, Metazoa, Chordata, Lepidosauria, Squamata, Anolidae. Gene Ontology annotation, cellular component: nucleus; cytoplasm. The record is from RefSeq and is a predicted model, not a curated record.
ACCACGCACGGCCCCGCCCCCUCGCCUCCCUUGUUUUCAAACGGAGGGGGGCGUGGGUGAUUGGCUACCGUGGGGGCCACGUGACUAACGGUCGCGGGAAAGCCGCGGAGUCCGAACGUGUGCGAGGGAGAGCGGAGCGGUUGGACCUCGUCGCGAGUGGCAUCGGCGCCGCUGUCAGGAAGGCGGAGGAUCGCCUCAGGACGAUCAUGAGUUUCCUCAGCCUCCAGCAGCUGCUGCAGGAGCGGGCGGCAGUGUCUCGUCGCCUCACCGCCGCCCCGAUCAGGCAGAAGCUCCUCUUUCCCGGCAGCGGGAGCGAUUGCGAGGAGGAGGAAGACGAGGAGGACUGUUAUGAGGAGGAGGAGGAGGAAGGCGGCAGCAGCUGCAACAGCACCGGGGAGGACUCCGCCUUCCAGGAGGCCGACUCCCCGCUCUCGGUCAGCCGCACCCCGGCCAAGCGGCAGCCUCCUCGCCCGCCCCAGCAGGAAGAGGGAGAGGAAGGGGACGGGGCGCCCAUGGAACUGGCCCCCGCCGGGCGCGAAGGCGAGGAGGAGGGCGACUCCUGGGAGGAGGAGGGCUUCGGCUCCUCAAGCCCCGUCAAGUCCCCCGGCGCCUACUUCGCCGCCGGGUCGCCCCCGCUGCUCCGCCCCGGGCCCGCCGCCUCUUCUUCGGUCUCCCCCGCCGCCCCUUCUCGCCGCCUCCUUCUAAGCCGGAGCCCGCAGCCGCCGCUCCCCGGGACGCCGCCGCACAAAACCUUCCGCAAGCUGCGCCUCUUCGACACGCCGCACACGCCCAAGAGUCUGCUUUGCAAAGCAGAAAGAAUGGGCUCAAGUUCAGCUAAACUCCGAGGUGGCUCUCUCUUUAUGAAUGUUGGAAAACUAGUAAAACAGGAAUCCGACAUGGGUCAAGCCCCUCACGUGAACAUUAAUCCCUUCACUCCAGAUUCUCUCUUCCUUCAGUCUUCAGUUGGACAGUGUCGCAGAAGAAAGAGAACACACUGGAACAACUCUUAUAGCGAAGACAUGGAAGCAAGUGAUGGAGAGCUGGAAGAUGAAACUGUCAGACCUGCCAAGCGUAUCAGCAUCACAGAAAGUAAUAUGAAAUCACGAUAUGCCACAGAAUUUCAUGAGCUAGAGAAGAUUGGAUCUGGAGAGUUUGGUUCGGUAUUCAAAUGUGUGAAAAGACUUGAUGGUUGCAUCUAUGCAAUAAAGCGAUCGAAGAAGCCAUUGGCUGGUUCAAUUGAUGAGCAAAAUGCUCUUAGAGAAGUCUAUGCCCAUGCAGUUUUGGGACAGCAUUCUCAUGUAGUCAGAUACUUUUCUGCCUGGGCAGAAGAUGACCAUAUGCUUAUACAGAAUGAAUAUUGUAAUGGUGGCAGUUUAGCUGAUGCCAUAAGUGAAAACUACAGAAAUAUGCGCUAUUUCAGUGAGCCUGAAUUGAAAGAUCUGCUACUUCAGGUUGCUCGUGGUUUAAAAUAUAUCCAUUCAAUGUCAUUAGUACACAUGGAUAUAAAACCUAGCAAUAUAUUUAUAUCUCGGACCUCAAUUCCAUCUACAAUAUCUGAAGAUGGUGAUGAUGAUGAGUGGUCAUCUAGCAACGUUAUAUUCAAAAUAGGAGAUCUCGGUCACGUCACUAGAAUUUCCAGUCCACAAGUAGAAGAAGGAGAUAGUCGUUUUCUUGCCAAUGAGGUUUUACAAGAGAACUAUAAUUUCUUGCCAAAAGCAGACAUUUUUGCCCUUGCACUAACUGUGGUGUGCGCUGCUGGUGCUGAACCACUGCCAGCCAAUGGGGACCAGUGGCAUGAAAUACGACAUGGCAAACUGCCUAGAAUUCCACAAGUACUUUCUCAGGAGUUUUUAGAGUUAUUGAAAACUAUGAUACACUCUGAUCCAGAGAAAAGACCUUCAGCAGUUGCGCUAGUUAAGCAUUCUGCACUAUUAUCUACUGCCAGGAAGAGUGCUGAACAACUGCGAAUAGAACUGAAUGCGGAGAAGUUCAAAAACUCUUUGCUGCAGAAGGAAUUGAAGAAAGCACAGAUGGCAAAGGCAGCAGCUGAAGAACGAGCACAGAUUUCAGAUCGAAUGACAACUAGAUCUACAGUACAGACCAGGACGGCUCGUCUUAAUGGAAAGAAAAUGAACCGCUCAGUUAGCCUCACAAUAUACUGACUUGACCAUUCCAUAAAACUGGCAAAGGAAAUGGAUGGAAUAUUGCUGGACUAUAUUAAGAAUGGAAGAGAGAAUUCUGUGUCUUAUUUUCUCUUUAAUCACUGUCACUGCUUUUUAAAAGGAGCCUUUUACAAUUUUAUUUUUACCAAAUGCAGUUAAAUAACUGUUUUCUAAAUCCUCAAAAGAAUCUAGGAUGUUAACUUCCAAGCCUUUCAUUUACACCUUAAUGCGAACCACUAGGAGGGUGGUGUGCUGCUUUUUAGUUUCAGUGAAAGGCAUUUACCUAGACGUCUUCGGGGACUUUGUAAACUGGCUCUGUUUGGAAUAGAGGGAAGAGAUGCCAAAUGCUAGAGGUUAGCAGGUUGAACCAUACCUGGUGUCAGGUAAACUGUUGUGAAUGUUGUGUAUUCAACUGGGAGCACUUUGUUAGACAUUGCGUAGACCACAGGAAUAAGGCUGUGGAAACAUGCCAUGUGAAACUGCUGCUAUUUUUAGUUUGUCCUUGCUGUAAAACUGUAGCAUUAAAACAAUCAUUGUGUUAGCAGGCUUUCUUUUUAAAGAAAAUUAUGUGAAAAAUGUCAAAGCUGCCUUAGGGAAAGCAGCAUCCUUCUCUAAAGCUAGUGUACUUUGUACAGUCAAUGCGCCAAUUUUAUAUUUGAAUUACAUUAUUAGUGUAAAUAUUUUGUUUUGUAAUUCUGAUAAAAGUUCUCUAAAACAUUCUUCUCCUAUCUCCUCCUCCUCCUCUUCCUUCAUCUGUUAAUAUUUGAAUGUUUGCAUUUUUCAUAAUUGUACAUAGAUGUACUGUUUUACCAUUUUUCAACAUGAAUGUAUUUAGCUGUUCUUAUAGUGUACCAUACUGAAGGCUGUAGUUUGAGAUGGCAGGAGAUUCUAUACAAAAAUAUUUCAGUGUUAGAUAAUAUAAUUGGCCCUUCUAAUAAUCUGUUCUGGUAUUGACAAAAUACGUGCUAUUCAUUAUGGGUGUUUGGUUUGAACCAAUGUUUUCCCACUUGAAAUGUUUCACUUUGGUUUAAUUAGUAUUGAAUUGGAAUAUUAAAGUGACAUUUUGAAAUUAA